Messenger RNA from Cyprinus carpio (common carp), 635 nucleotides. Its product is annotated as intraflagellar transport protein 122 homolog. The transcript is spliced from 3 exons. Bases 28 to 375 code for a protein of 115 amino acids. The record is from RefSeq and is a predicted model, not a curated record. Gene Ontology annotation, biological process: non-motile cilium assembly; intraciliary retrograde transport; protein localization to cilium. Lineage: Eukaryota; Metazoa; Chordata; Actinopteri; Cypriniformes; Cyprinidae. Gene Ontology annotation, cellular component: intraciliary transport particle A; non-motile cilium.
GUAUAAAGGACAUUUUGCAAGUGACUGAUGGACUGGUGUGGCUGCUGCUUGUUUCAGGAGUUCUCUUUAGUAGAGAAACACUCUCAGUUCAGAGAGGAGGUCUCUGUGCCGUACGGACAGUGGCUGGCCGAGCAUGACCGCUUCGAGGAGGACCAGAGAGAUAACUCUGAGAAGAAGGAGGAGAUGCUGAAGAAGUUUCACAGUUUCCAGCACUUGGCUGACCUGUAUCACGUCUAUCAUUCUGUCCAUCGCUUCAUGUUCCAACAUGCCAGAGACUCUCUUCAACAUCUCCCGCUUUCUCUUCCACAACCUGACCAGAGACGUUCCUGUGGGCAUCUCCAAAGUGUAUCCUUCACUCGCUGCACACACUCUUGAGGGUUUGAGACGCUCUUGUGCAUCAUAUAUUAGAGUUGAGUUGGGCUGAAGUGUUGACAGAGUUGUGUGUGUGUGUCUGAAUGUCCAAACACUGGAAGUAUGUGUAUGAUCAUGUCUGAUUCUUCAAAAGGACAGUGGAUAUAACUCAUGACCGUGUGUGAAGCAGCAGCAGCACCUCUCAUGGCUCACAAAGCUGGCCAGAUAUCUACUGUACAUCAGCAGUAUUAUCAAAUGUUGUAGAUACACUGUUUUGUAGCUCA